GAAAUGUAACAAGGAUUUCGAUAAAAAAGUGGAGAGGGAGAGGAAAAGGGAGGAAAAACAAAUGUAGAAUUUGAAUCUGCCCUCCUUUCUCCCCGCUUUUGAUCUGUGAAAAGUGCUUUUGAUCUGCGACUUCUUUGCUUUGGGAAGAAGAGAGGGGUUCGAAGAGACAUCCCAGAAUAUUCUCCCGAGCUUUUCCUUAAUGGCUCCUUUUCCUUCCUCUUUAGACUCAACUUCAUCUCGGGUUUCAUUCUGAGGCAGAUCCUAGCUAAACCAUGGUGGGGGCCGCCCUGUUUGACUUAGAAGAAAUGUCCCUUAAGUUCUGGGAGUUGAUGUGCAGGGGAGAGCCUCAGCCCAAGGUAUCACCUGUAGGAGACUCAUUAGCUUGACCUAAAACUUGUUCAGAUGACCCAUCGCAAGGCCAAAAGUUGGAAGAGAACGUUUUUUUGUGAUGCUGGCUGCUACGGAGAGGAAGAACCAACUCAGCCUUGAGCCAAAAAUUCACCUCACCCAAAACAAAAAUGAACGAUAAGCUGCAAGAGGGACUCGACAAGGAAGAACCGAUGGAGGAAUUGGGACUAGGCCCAAAAACGUAUCCCAAUUCCAACCACUUGGAUACACAGAUUAAGAUUGAGCCAGGGGAAGAGAUACCCCAAAUUCCUGUACUGCAGUGGCAGGGAUCCCCAAAAAGGAAACAGGUCCUUUUAUCCAACCGGAGCAAACCACAGCUGUCAGAGCCCCCCGCACUGCAGGAGGACCUCAAAGCUUUUUGGGAUGAUUUGAAGGGGGUGAAAGAGGCUCGUUGGGGAGGAAGCAGACGGCCACCUGGCCCCAGAGAAGCCAAGAAGGCCAAUGGCAACCCCAGCGCCCAGGAGACUGAUGGGAAAAGGAAGGCGGCCAUCUUGAGGGGGAAAGCCAGCUGCCAGGAGUGGCCGCGUCAACGUUUUCGGCAAUUUUGCUACAAGGAAGCUGAGGGCCCCCGCGAGGCUUGCAUCCAACUUCGAGACUUCUGCCAUCGCUGGCUGAAGCCGGAGAGGCACACCAAGGAGCAGAUCUUGGAGUUGGUGAUUCUGGAGCAGUUCCUGGCCAUCCUGCCCCAAGGGAUGCAGCGCUGGGUCCAAGAGAGCGGGGCAGAGACUUGUGCCCAAGCGGUGCGCCUGGCCGAGGAGUUCCUCCAAAGGGAUGACCCGAAUUCUGAAGACGAGGUGUCGAGUCCAUUUAAAGACACAUCUCGCAAUGUCCCCAAGGCCAGACCCGUCCUCUUUGAUUCGCAGCAGAGACAACUUAGCAAAAAUCAGCAAGAUCACAGCGUGGAAGGCAGGCAUUACUGUGGAGACGGUGAGGAAUCUGGUGAGCGAGAGAUCUCUCCUGCGGGAACUGAAAAGCAUGCAGAGGCUGUCCAGACACUGCCUGGAAGAGGGAGAAGCAUUUCCUGGAAGAACGGAAAGCGUAAGAGCAGCCCACUUCAAAAAGCCAAGAUCUCUGUUUCACGAGAGGACGGACCCACAACUCACAUGCAACCAAGGUCCGCCUUGGAAAAUCUGGAGCCCUGCAGGAGGGAGGAGAGUAAGCUGGGCCGCCGUCCAGGUGUCUUAAUAGACACCAAAUGUUGUAAGUCCUUAGACUCUGUGGCCACCCCCAGCCAGAGGGGGCUCUUCCCUAACCUUCAACGUAUCCUCAAGGGCGAGCAAUCCUCCAGCUGUCUGAGCUAUGGGAAAAAUUCCCAUCACGGUUUAAGCCCAGCCGAACAUAGGGGCGAGCCUUCAGGAUGUUCGGAUUGCAGGAAGGACUUGGUUCUUACGAAGCGGGGAAGUUUGGAUCGAGGAGAGGAGCUUUACAGGUGUUUAACCUGUGGGGAAAACGUUACUCUCUACUCCGGCCUGAUGAAACAGGAGAGGAUCCACUCUGGGGAGGAAUUGUGUCCUUCCAUGAGCAGCGGGCAAAGAUAUCCUCCAAGGGGAGGCCUUUCCACCUUGGAAGAGCAGGUUUCAGCGGGGGAGAAGCCCUAUCAGUGCCCCACUUGUGGGAAGAGCUUCCAUAAAAGCUCAGCUUUUCGGUUCCACAAGCGAAUCCAUACUGGGGAGAGACCUUACACCUGCGGCGACUGUGGGAAAAGCUUCAGCCAAAGGUCCAAUCUGAUCUUGCACGAGAAAACGCACACAGGAGUCAAACCCUUCCGGUGUUCAGACUGUGGGAAGGCCUUCCUUCGGAGCUCCGACCUCGUGAGGCACGAGAUCACCCACACCGGAGAGAAACCCUACACCUGCCCGGAGUGCGGCCGCUCCUUCAGCCACCACUCGACUCUGAUUGCUCAUGAGAGGACCCACACCGGGGAGAAGCCCUACAAGUGUUCAGUCUGCGGGCGGAGCUUCCGGCACCACUCAGGCCUUAUCAAGCACGAGAGGACCCACACCGGAGAGCGGCCCUACACGUGUCUGGCCUGCGGAAAGAGUUUCAGCCAGAGCUCCGGGCUUACACUUCACUCGAGAACUCACACCGGCGAGAAGCCCUACCAGUGCUCGGUUUGUGGAAAGAGCUACACGCAGAAGUCGAAAUUGACGAAACACGAGAAGACUCAUUUGGUGGAGAUGGCCACUUCCUGUUCCUUCACCCUUACGUUCCCCCUCCUCGCCACUUCCUCUUCUCUCGUUCCCCCCCACAUCCCCGCCCCCCCCUCCCCCGCCGGCGCCCUUCCCAUCGCUCCGGCGGAGGCUGGCCCGCCUGGCGGCACUUGCGAUCGCCGCGGCUUUUCGGCGAAGCGGCUUCCGCGACGCACCUUGCAGCGAGUGGCUGGCGGACCAAUGGACGGCCACAAGGAAACGGUUGGCAUGACGACUCCUGGAUUCCUUGAGCCGUGUGUUUCCUUCCUGGAAACGGACCCCGACAUUUCGGGUUUCCACAAAGUGGAAGGGAUCUGUGAGAUCCAGCACAGAGCGGUGGGUCUGUCAAGCAUGAUCCCUGUGCUGGAAGACGGCCAAUCCGUCGAAGGGACGUCUUACAUAUGCUCGGAUUGCGGGAAGAGUUUCUGCAGCAUCUCCAGCCUGAUCAGCCAUCAAAAGCGAAACCACUCGGGGGAGAAGCCCUACAAGUGCGCGGACUGCGGGAGGAGCUUCCACCAGAGCUCGGAUCUCGUGAAACACGAGAGGAUCCACACGGGAGAGAAGCCGUACAAGUGCACCGUGUGCGAGAAGCGCUUCAACCAGCGCUCCUACCUGAUCGUCCACCAACGCUUCCACACGGCGGAGAAGCCGUACAAGUGCUUCCUCUGCGGGAAGAGCUUCUGCUCCAACGCCCACCUCAUGACCCAUCAGAGGACCCACACGGGGGAACGGCCCUAUCAGUGUCCCGUGUGCGGGAAGCGUUUCACAACCAGCUCCAACUUUGUCAACCACAAAAAGACCCACACGGAAGAGAAGCCGUACAACUGCUCCCUCUGCGAGAAGAGCUUCAAGCGGAGCUCGUACCUGAUCCAGCACGAGAGGACCCACACGGGUGAGAAGCCGUACACCUGCCUCACCUGCGGGGAGAGCUUCGCUUCCAAUUCAGGCCUUGUGAAACACCAGCGGAGCCACACGGGGGAGAGACCUUACAAGUGCUCGUACUGCGGGAAGUGCUUCAGCCAGAGCAUGAUCCUCACGCAGCACGAGAGGACGCACACGGGCGAGAAACCUUGCAAAUGCCCGGCCUGCGGGAAAAGCUUUCGCUCCAGCUCGGAUCUUGUGAAGCACAAAAGGAUCCACACCGGGGAGAAACCCUACAAAUGUUCCCUGUGCGGGAAAAGCUUCACCACCAGUUCGGAUGUGGUGAAGCACGAGCGGACCCACACGGGGGAGAAGCCCUACAAAUGCGGCACUUGUGGGAAAAGCUUCAGCCAGAGCUCACACCUCAUGCAGCACCAGAGAAUCCACACGGGGGAGAAACCCUACUCCUGUCUGGUUUGUGGCAGGUGUUUUACCUGCAGCGCGCACUUAGUGGUCCACAAACGGACCCACAAAGACGGGGAGGUGUUAAAAGUAUAACCGUUGGUGUUGGCGGAUUAUGGGUUGUAUUUACUAGCAGGCCUUCUGUGUGUGUGUGCGUGAGAGAGGGAGAGGGAGAGAGAGAGAAAGAGAGAAAGUGAGGGAGAGAGAAAGAGA
Molecule: messenger RNA, 4133 nt
Organism: Thamnophis elegans (Western terrestrial garter snake)
Lineage: Eukaryota; Metazoa; Chordata; Lepidosauria; Squamata; Natricidae
Product: zinc finger protein 27-like
Exons: 6
Coding region: 519-4016 (1165 amino acids)
Biological process (GO): negative regulation of transcription by RNA polymerase II; regulation of immune system process; regulation of cytokine production
Source: RefSeq, a predicted model, not a curated record